Molecule: messenger RNA, 1413 nt
Organism: Hypoxylon trugodes
Lineage: Eukaryota; Fungi; Ascomycota; Sordariomycetes; Xylariales; Hypoxylaceae
Product: thymidylate synthase
Exons: 2
Coding region: 107-1045 (312 amino acids)
Biological process (GO): dTMP biosynthetic process
Cellular component (GO): mitochondrion; cytosol
Molecular function (GO): thymidylate synthase activity
Source: RefSeq, a predicted model, not a curated record
CAUUAUACCAAGCGUUAUACCAAUCCACAAACCAUUGAUCUUUCAACUCCUCUUUUUCGAUCGCAUAAACUGACUCCAUACUACUAGGAGGUACCCAGUUGGAAAAAUGGCCUCAGAACCUCGACAUGAGGAGUACCAAUACCUCGAUCUCGUCCGCGAGAUCCUAGACCACGGCGAGCGUCGACCAGAUCGAACAGGCACAGGCACAUACUCUAUCUUCGCCCCACGCCCCCUCAAAUUCAGCCUCAACAAUAACGGCACCCCCAUCCUCCCCCUCCUAACCACAAAACGCGUCUUCCUCCGCGCCGUCAUCGCCGAGCUUCUCUGGUUCAUCGAGGGCAACACAUCCUCCACCUCUCUCAGCGCGCAAGACGUAAAGAUCUGGGAUGGCAACGGAUCCCGUGAAUUCCUCGACAACCUCGGGUUAACCGAGCGCGAAGUCGGCGAUUUGGGACCGGUGUACGGUUUCCAAUGGCGACAUUUUGGAGCCGAGUAUGUUGAUGCGAAGACGGAUUAUACGGGGAAGGGGUAUGAUCAGUUGGCUGAGGUUAUACAUAAACUGCGCACGAAUCCGUAUGACCGCCGCAUGAUAUUGUCGGCGUGGAAUCCGGCCGAUUUAAAGAAAAUGGUACUUCCGCCUUGUCAUAUGUUUGCGCAGUUUUAUGUCUCGUAUCCGAGGCAAGGUGAUGAGAAGGAGGAUAGUCCGAAGCCGAAGGGACAUUUACAUUGCCAGUUAUACCAGAGAUCGUGUGAUAUGGGACUGGGUGUUCCGUUCAAUAUCGCGAGUUAUGGGUUACUGACGCAUAUGAUGGCGCAUGUUUGCGAUUUGGUUCCUGGGAGUUUGACACAUGUUAUGGGCGACGCGCACGUAUAUAUCGAUCACGUCGAUGCGCUCAAAGUUCAACUAGAGCGAGAACCGCGACCGUUUCCGGAGAUACAACUCAAGCCUGAAAAAGGUGGCUCAAUUGAUGGGUGGAAGGUAGAGGAUAUUGCGGUAUUGAACUACGAGCCACAUAAGACGAUUGCCAUGAAGAUGUCUGUAUGAAAUACGGAGAGGUUCUUAGACACAAGGUACGUCUUGAAAGAAUCAGAGUGGGAAUCAGAAUCUAGCUCUCAAGAAAAUGCGACAUGAUAAUGAGUGUAUAUUUUCGGAAGAUAUAAGAGUUGCAUUGGGGCGGGCAUGGGGUUUAGUAGACUAAAGACAUCGUCGUCACCCAGCUUUGUUUCCUCAAAGUCUUCAUUCUAGAUAGCAUAUUAAUCAUGAAGAGAUCGUGGUACCAAACAAGAGGAUAUCUUGGAAUAUACCCACUUUUCAUCUGUUCAUAUCGUUGCAUUUCCUAAUGUCGUGAGCCAAUAUAUAACUACGAAUCGCCACGCCUUGAUCGUCUUGUGGUCAAUUACUACUAGUUAACC